GUAUGUAAACAUAACAACGGAUGCUGGCAGUCCCGUCCUCUUCGUCAAUGGCUACAGCCGUGCUAAUAGCCGCUGUGGUCGGCGGUGGAGUUCUGCUCCUGAUGCGCCGUCUAUUCCCCAGACAGAAACCAGUUAAACUGCUCCGGUAUCCAGCCGGCGUCAUGGGAGGAAAGACCGUGAUAGUCACCGGGGCUAACAGCGGGAUAGGGAAGGCCUUGGCCGGGGAGCUGCUGAAGCUACAUGCCCGGGUCAUCAUGGCCUGUCGGGAUCUGCGGAGCGCUGAGGACGCUGCCCGGGAUAUCAGGAGGGAAGCGCGGUCAGAUCAGGGGGAGGUGGUCGUCAAACACCUGGACCUCGCUUCUCUCAGAUCAGUACGGAAAUUUUGUGAGGAAGUUAACAAGGAGGAAUCCCGGGUUGAUGUGCUGAUAAACAACGCUGGCAUCUACCAGUGUCCCUACUCUAAGACAGAAGAUGGUUUUGAGAUGCAGCUGGGAGUGAACCACCUGGGUCAUUUCCUCCUCACUCACCUUCUCCUGGACCGUCUGAAGGCUUCGGCGCCGAGCCGCAUCAUCGUGGUUUCCUCCAAACUUUACAAAUACGGCCACAUCAACUUUGAUGACUUGAACAGCGAGAGGAGCUACAACAAGGCCUUCUGCUACAGUCAGAGCAAACUAGCCAACCUGCUGUUCACGCUCCAGCUGGCUCAUCAGCUCCAAGGAACGGGGGUCACAGUCAACGCCCUCACCCCGGGCAUCGUGCGGACCCGACUGGGCAGACACGUUCAAAUCCCUCUGCUGGCUAAGCCACUGUUCCAUCUCGCCUCGCUGCUCUUUUUUAAGAGUCCAUUGGAAGGAGCUCAGACGCCGCUUUAUCUGGCCUGCUCCCAGGAGGUGGAGGGCGUGUCGGGGAAGUGCUUUGCUGACUGCGAGGAGGAGGAGUUGAUGGAUAAAGCUACAGAUGAACAGGCAGCCAAGUCCCUGUGGGACAUGAGCAGAAGGAUGGUUGGACUCACCAACUGACCAGAGGCCAGUUCUGGUGAUGGUAUUGUAGGGACUUAAGUGUUCUUGGACUAAUCUUUUGCAGCCUUAGAGACAGAAUUCUGCCAGAGAUGGGUUGUGAAAACUCUAUUUGCCACCCUGGGGGUAAAAACAUUAAUGAAAUGUGAUAAUUAAGGAUCUGUGAAGAACAUUACAUAGAGAUGAUGGGAGAUUAUAAAGGAUUUUAUUUUGAAAGUGGUUGUUCUGAAGUAGAAGGUUUUAUCACCCCCAAAUAACUCUCCGGGGUUUUAGUUUUGCUGUUUGCCAUUUAUCCUUCAGAACAUUUUCUUCCACACAAGACUUGAAAAAGUCGCGUUAUUUAAGGUGGAACAGAAACAUUUUAUUGCCAAAAAACAUUAAAAAAAUUAUCAAAAAAUCUUUCUAGUUUCUUGUAUCCAUCAAACCAAGUUCCUUUAAAUCUUAAACACAACAUGAUCUUUUCUCAGCACUACACCAAGUUCUGGACACAUCAGGAUCAAAGCUAAGCUGAGCUGUCACAUUUACCUUCAUGGUGAGGUCACAUUCUUGCUUACUCCCUUCAAAGCAUCAGAGUUUAAGUUCACUGUGUGUUGUGAUGCAGAAUUUCUGCACACUAGAGCUUUUGUUUUGCAGAGCCAAGGAAAAUGUGGGUAGUUCCACAAGGAAGACCUGUUAUUGCAGGAAUGAAUUUGCACUUAGCCAUAGUUCACAGACUGUAAAAAAGAAAAAAAUACGUAGAUUUUCCAGUAAAAUGCCGGCAGCGGGGGUUGCCAGAAUAGUACUGUAAAAUUACGGACAAAACUUUAUUUUCUUUUAAGAUGAGAAGGUAUUUUUAUGGUUUCUACGAUUUAAAGUGGUGCUGAAGUCAGUAUUUUAUUGUAGAAGAAAAAUGAACAUGAAAAUAAUCUAUAAAAUAAAAUUUGUGCCAUUCAAA
Molecule: messenger RNA, 1950 nt
Organism: Nothobranchius furzeri (turquoise killifish)
Lineage: Eukaryota; Metazoa; Chordata; Actinopteri; Cyprinodontiformes; Nothobranchiidae
Gene: rdh14b
Product: retinol dehydrogenase 14b
Source: RefSeq, a predicted model, not a curated record